Molecule: messenger RNA, 3374 nt
Organism: Oenanthe melanoleuca
Lineage: Eukaryota; Metazoa; Chordata; Aves; Passeriformes; Muscicapidae
Gene: RHOD
Product: ras homolog family member D
Exons: 6
Coding region: 2329-2958 (209 amino acids)
Biological process (GO): cell migration; small GTPase-mediated signal transduction; G protein-coupled receptor signaling pathway
Cellular component (GO): membrane
Molecular function (GO): GTP binding; GTPase activity; G protein-coupled receptor activity
Source: RefSeq, a predicted model, not a curated record
UCGGAGCAGAGAAGCCGCCGCCGGUCGGGAAACCUGCGGGAUGGGAGAGGAUGAGGUGAGGAUGGAGAGCGGGGAGGGUGAGCAGGGAUGAGGAUGGGAUGGGACAGGCAGCAGGAAAGAGGAGCCGAGGUGAGGAUGGGAUUGGGAUAGAGCGAGGAAGCUCAGCUAAGCGUCCUUUGGCCAAGGGGAGGUUUUGGCAAUGAUCCCGGAGCUCUUCCCAGAAUGCGAAACGAUUCUGACAAGCAGCCAGGCUGCCUUACCAGUACUGCCAGCACUGCCAGCACUGCCAGCACUGCCAGCAUUCCAGUGCCACCAGCACCACCAGCAUCUCCCUGCUGCUGGAGGGACAAUGACCGCUCAGGGAAGAAAAACGAGGAAUGGUAAACAUCUGUCAGGAGAGGAAAGGCACUUGGACAAUGGGACAUUGUGCAGGGAAGUGGAGUGUUUCUCAUCAAGAAGAAACGAGCAGCCAAUUGCAAAAUUUUGUCUGUGGAGCAUCUGGCAAAAACCACUUCCGUAGUGGACAAAACAACAAAAAAAAAAAUCCUAACAAAUUACUCCACAGAAGUGGAGCUCUGACGUAGCCAAAGAUGCAACUUCCGACUGCCCAAUGACUGCACCAAGUCUUGGGGAGCAAUACCAGAAUAGGGCAUGGACAGCAGCUGGUACGACAGGACUGGGGAGCUCCUGGUGAUCUGAACACUUUCUCCUUCUUCAUACUACUGAUCUGGGAGGAUCCACUUUAGGAUAUUGACCCCAAAGAUGCAAGAGCUACCAGGAAGCACCACUGAUCUGCACAGACCCCCUUUUCCUGCUGCUGCUCCACAGUAAACAGGGCACGCUCCUUCCCUCCGGUGCUCAAUCUUCUCCAGUGAGGAAAAUUGGCGUCUCACAUCCUCAGAAGCUCCAAGCAGCCAAUUUGUCCCCAGAUAAAGCAGCUUUUUGGGGCGUUUCUGCACAAUCAUGGAUCAGGCACAGAGCACUGGGCAGUUGCACACAGGCUGCCUCUUCUCCCAUCAAAAGUCUGUUGGUCUUGCGGGAAAGGAAAUGUAUUGUCCGAGCGAAUACCCCAGAGGACGAACACUGCAGCAGCUGCAUCUCGCUGUGAAAGAAUCUUGAUGCUUUUACAAUUCAACCUGAUGUCUCAUUAGACUGGUAAUUGCCACCUUCCUAAUUGUUUGAUGGUGCUCAAGCCUCCUCUCCCCAUCCUACCCCGAUGCUGGCAUCCUUCUGAGAUUGUUCAUUACUGCGUGCAUUUGCCUCCAGCCUCCCAGCGUGAGAAUCCCUCUCCUCCAGCUUCAUCCUGCAUCAGGCCUGGGUGUCAAUUGGGAAUUUGUCUGAGCCCUCACUUUGGAUCCACUCCAGCUGGUCUGGAGGCUCCAGAGCCCUUCUGGACAGACUGAUAGCCCCUGAGAGAGCCUGGAGAGGCUGGUGGCAGAUGAGGAGAUGGCAGGGGACAACAAACACGACCCCACAUCCCUCCCUGCAACCCUACACCAGAAGCACCCAUUCACCCCCACCAAAGUUUUGGGGUGACAGAAGAGGGACUGGACUGGACUGGACUGGAGAGAGUCUUGGGGACAUCUAAGCAGGGGCAUCACUGGGGGACAUCACUGAUAGGAUGGCAUGUCCCCGAGCAAAGCAGCGUGUCACAGCCUGUGCCAGCUGUGCUGGAAUCACUAGGAAAAGGCAGGAGGCUGGUGGGCACCCCCUCACCCAGGUGCUGCUGGAGACAGAGACUCCUGGCAGGGCAGGGCUCAGCAUGGCACCGCAGGGGUGUGACAGCAGGGGUGGCAGUGACAGCGGGGCCAGGGCAGUGAGUCACCCCCUCCGUGCCUCCCUCCACCCCUGGACUUUGCCUCCCGCGGAUGCUCGCGGCAAUAAAUCCCGGGCUCGGAGGCGGGAAUGCGGCGUUGGGGAGGGCGCGGGGGUCCCAUCCCAGGGGUGUGGGGGAUCUGCACGCAGAGUGCACGAGUGGGAUUGCCAUGGGCAGUGGGAUUGCCAUGGGCAGUGGGAUCACGAGUGGGAUGAGGAUGAGAGCGCGCCAGAGGCAGCGGGCAGGAGUGCGAGGGAGCGUCACACGGGCAGGCAGGACAUGCAGGUGGCAGUGUGACGCUUGUGACGCCGCGAGGACCUGCCGGGAGAAGGUCACCUGUGAGCCGGGGCACCUGUACGUGUGUCGCCACCGCUGCCACCGCCGCGGCCCCAGCCCGGCGGCGGGCGGGGUGACAGCCGCACCCUGGACCGGGCGGGUGCUGCCCGCCCCCCUGUCCCCAUCCCUGCCUCCGCCGAGGCCACUCGGGCUCCGUGGCCCCACCGGACACCCCCAUGCAGCAGGAGCCGGGGGAACAGAGCCCAGGAGCCCCCGAAACCGAGGUCAAGGCUGUCGUCGUGGGGGAUGGCGGCUGCGGGAAGACGUCACUGCUGCUGGCCUUCGCCAGGGGAGACUUCCCCAAGGUCUAUGUCCCCACCGUGUUCGAGAAGUACACAGCGUCUCUCCAGGUUGCCGGCAAGCCCGUGAAGAUCCACCUGUGGGACACUGCAGGACAGGAAGACUACGACAGGCUUCGCCCUCUGUCCUACUCAGAUGCCAACGUUGUCCUUAUAUGCUUUGAUGUCACCGACUCCAACAGCUUCGACAACAUCCUAACGAAGUGGUACCCAGAGGUGAACCACUUCUGCAAGGGGGUCCCCGUGCUGCUGGUGGGCUGCAAGACGGACCUGCGGCAGGACCAGGAGGUGCUGCAGAAGCUGAAGGACGGGCGGAUAGAGCCCGUCUCUCGCCAGCAGGGAGAGGCCAUGGCCCGGCAGGUCCGCGCCGUGUCCUACAUGGAGUGCUCGGCCAGGUACCAGGAUAACGUCGGGAACAUCUUUGAGACAGCCUGCAGUGCCGCCAUCAGUGCCGCCCGCCGGAGGCAGCGCAAGACGAGACCCAGGAGGGUCUGCGUGCUGCUCUGAGCCCCCCGGCUCGGCACAGCCCCCCGGGAUCUCCUGCCGUUCCCAGGCUCCGACCGCACCGCGGCUGCUGCCGCGGCUCUGCCUCCACCCCCAGAAUGCCGCUGCCGCCCUCCCGGCCCGCGGCUGGCGCUGCUGGUCACCGUGGGGGGACAGCAGGAAAGCAUUGUAGCAUGAAGAAACUGUCACUGGAUCCCAGAGUCCUGUGACUUUCCCAUAAGGAAUCCCAGCAUGCUGUCUCUGUCCCACCAGGAAUCCCAGCAUCCCAUCCUACCAUAUGUGCCAGCAUCCCCUGCCAGCCGGGCUCUGGGAGCAGAGAACUGAUUUGGGGGCUCCCCUUCCCGCUGGCAGGCCAGCGCCGGAGGGUGACACGGGGUGACUGCGGGGUCAUCUUCUGCCAUUAAAGUGACACAAAACUC